UCAUAACUCCUUACGUCAUCUGAAGCCACCGGAAGAGCGAGUUAUCUGUCCCCGCCCCGGCAACUCAGUCAGUCCGACCUGAAGAGAAGGCGAGUCUACGGCUAAAAAUACAAUAGCUAACACAAGAUGGCCGGUUUGCCUCGUAGGAUUAUAAAGGAGACACAGCGAUUGAUGGCGGAGCCUGUUCCAGGGAUCACGGCUACGCCUGACGAAGGGAAUGCACGUUACUUCCAUGUGGUCAUUGCAGGGCCUCAAGACUCUCCCUUUGAAGGAGGCACAUUUAAACUUGAACUAUUUCUUCCAGAAGAGUAUCCCAUGGCAGCUCCCAAAGUGCGAUUCAUGACCAAAAUCUACCACCCCAAUGUCGACAAACUGGGAAGAAUAUGUUUAGACAUUUUGAAAGAUAAGUGGUCUCCAGCCCUGCAGAUCCGCACAGUGUUGCUAUCCAUCCAGGCAUUAUUAAGCGCUCCCAAUCCAGAUGAUCCCCUGGCAAACGAUGUCGCAGAGCAGUGGAAAAAAAAUGAAAGCCAUGCCAUUGAGACAGCCCGAACAUGGACCAGGCUCUACGCGGGAAACACUGAAGUAUAGAAGAAGAGCGACGAGGCGUCUGAAUGUGAUCCACAAAAUGUACUCCUGUUCUGUCAACAUUUGAAUUUAACGGACACAAAAAAAGAGAAAAAAAUGAUUAAGUCCAAAUCUAUUUGAAAGAAAUGACAAGAUUUACUGCUGCAGACCUCUGAGUGACUUAUUUUCCUCUCUAAGACGCGUUAAAUGUGUGUUAGCCUUUUGUUUUUCCUGUGUUGCUAUUUAAGUGCAUGGACAGAGAAUGACACCCUCCCCACCACAGUCUUAAAAAGAACAUGCAAUAUGUUGUCUUGAACUAGGCAAAUACUGGUACGUUUGCAAAAUAUACACCCAUUAAAGCUGUCCUUCUUUUAACACAUGCAUCAUUUGUCAACACAUCUGUAUGUCUUUUUGUGAGAUGACAUGUUAUUUUCAACAUAUAGAAGUAGCGUAGAGCUCUGUGCUUCACCUGCUGCCGCUAGUACGAAUCUGACAAGUCUGAACCUAAAGGAUGAAAUUUCUCUCUAGUUGUUUUAGUGACUAUCAUGAGCUUUUAGGGAAUGAGCCAGUAGAUUUGUCAAAUCCUUCCCAACGUUGACUAUUAGCUGGUCAACUACUGUAGAUGAGCAUUAUAACAAUAUGAGAUUUUAUUUAAUAAAAUACAUGUAGCCUCAAACCUGACAACACGCUAACAUCAGCAGAAAUAAAGUGAAAUUUGAAAAGAUCUACAAUCAGAAACUUGCUGAAUUGGAGGUGGAUGUUCUGAUCUACUUCUACUGUCCUAUAUGAAGCUCUGAAGGUUGUUGUAUGUUUCAUUACUGCUGCUUCUUCACCGGAUAGGUAAUGCAUAUUACCUUCACUUAGUUGAGAAUAUGCCUCACUAGUCAUGAGUUGUGAUUUUCUCUGUAAGUAUGAAAUAUUGCCACAUGUUGAAAAUUUCUGGGAAUCACAGGAUUUCACAUCUGUACCAAUUGGAGUAAUAGCUAAGUGUUUGGACGGUUAGGGGAGGGUGAACAAAUCACUUCCACGCGCUUAAAAAGACAACUGUUCCCAACACAUCCAGAGGAGCAGCAGCUGAGACAGAUGUGUUGCAAACAUUUUUUAAGAGCGUGGAAAGCUAAACUUUUGGUUUUUAAAUGUGCUUCUUUUAGCGUCUGUUCAUGCUCUGUAUGUCGUCUGUUCUGUUUUAUUUUCAGUGUUACUUAAUUUUAAUGAAAGGGCAAGUCUCAUAAGUAGACUGACACCGCCACGGUUCAGACCAGUCGCCAUCACGGGAGUCUGUGACACUUGGUGUUUGAGGCUUUUUUUUAUGUCCAAGUUUCUUUUCACCUGGAGUUUUCUCAAGUCGGUGUUACCUGCUUCUGCUCUUUCUAUGAUACAGAUCUGUGAUGAAUAUGCAAGUGAAUAUCGGUGAUUAUUGAGGGAUUUUUGGGUUAUUGCAGUAGCAAGUGAUAUUACAAAUAAAAAUUGCUCAACGCUAACGCUUCUUAUGACGCUAUUACACUUAUUUUGUUGGCCAGACACCAGGAGUCAUGGUGCACAGGGAGGCGUGAACCUCCCUUCUUAAGGAUACUGUAUGAUGGGAUAGAGGGAUCAGCGUCCACUAGCCUAGACGUCCAUCAUCUGCUUCUGUGCGGCUCAUCUUAGAGAGGACUGUAACGUUAUGUUGUAGUGAAGUUAUAUUUGUUGAGAGACUUUUUUUUCAAUCUCUCUUCUGGCUCUUUAUUGGAUUAUUGCUGACUCGCUGUAGCUUAGACCCAUUUGUGUCCUGUGCCCACUCAGACAUAUAGUACCUGUUUCUAACCGCUGCAUUUACUCAAGUCUGGAAGAUGGAUGAGAACUGGGUUCAUUUACUGUUUCCCCAAAGGACGCGACCGUUAUCGAAGCAAGCAGUCAUCCUCACUGGAUAGUCAAAUGGUCUAGAUCAACAUACUGACGGAUCAAACUCUGAAUGAUCAAGUCUCUAUGUCAUAAAAAUAUGAAUUCGGUAAUUUCAAGUACAUUUGCAUACAUGGCUCUUCAAAUACUCUGUAAAUAAACUCAGUUGAGUAAGUAA
Messenger RNA from Betta splendens (Siamese fighting fish), 2620 nucleotides. It is a transcript of the gene ube2nb, whose product is annotated as ubiquitin-conjugating enzyme E2Nb. The record is from RefSeq and is a predicted model, not a curated record. The transcript has 4 exons. Lineage: Eukaryota; Metazoa; Chordata; Actinopteri; Anabantiformes; Osphronemidae. Bases 127 to 588 code for a protein of 153 amino acids.